AUGGUGGAUGUGAAGUGCCUGAGUGAUUGUGAACUGCAGAAUCAACUGGAAAAGCUUGGAUUUUUACCGGGCCCAAUACUACCGUUUAAUGUCCUUUUGAAAGAAAAACUCAAACUCUCAACAGAAAAAUGCAAGGAAACCAAAAAAAGACCCAAGAUUGCCAACAUUAAAACAAAAGCAGGAGACUUCUACUACUGCGGUAGGAAGAUUCCCAAGAGAUUAAGGAGCGCUGCAAGAGCACCGCAGACCAGGAUCAACCUUGACACUGUCAGCGAAGAUUGUCUGUGCUCUGCACUGAGCCACGGGAUGACUCAGGAGUGUGAUGAGUGCUGUUUCCCCAUGGGCUUGAAGCUUGCUAUCCUUGGCAUCCUCCUCAUUGUUGUAUUUGUCUACUUAACUGUGGAGAGAGAACCACUCUUUAGAUAA
This is a messenger RNA of Marmota flaviventris (yellow-bellied marmot), 426 nucleotides long. RefSeq names its product LEM domain containing 1 (gene Lemd1). NCBI's taxonomy places the organism in Eukaryota, Metazoa, Chordata, Mammalia, Rodentia, Sciuridae. The record is from RefSeq and is a predicted model, not a curated record.